UUACUCGAUCAGCCCCCCGCCCUCUCUCAGGAAGCGGCCGAAAAUGGCGAGGCAGGCCAGGCACAGCCAGCACCCCCUCUCCGCCCACAGCAGGUCGGCCUCCUCGCGGCGCCUCUUGGCCAGCUCCGCCGCCCGUCGGCUCUCCCUCUUCGGCAGCGGCACCCAGUCCACGAUGGGCGGGUGGUACACGAUGAUGGGCGCUGGGACCAGUGCGGGGGGCGGUGCCGCUGCCGGGUAGAGGGGGAUGUCGGGGAGGUAGUGCACCUGUCGCAGACCAAACAGAGAGAGGGUUUCAUGUGUGGUCUGCACUGGUAAGUCUGUUCGUGAAGCUUGUGUCUCACCAGGGGCCGCCCGACCUACACGCCCACAUCCCUCGUCAGGUCGGCAUCCUGCAGCCAACAAACCAGCAGAGAUUCCCUCUCACUUCAGUGGAUAGAAUGGCGUUUGUGUGGGGCCAUCUGCUCACCGUUAUGCCGGCCGCCCCGCGGGUCAUCUCUCCCCAACUGAAGCGGCGUUCGGUGUCCUGUUGCGUGAUGGAUGCACACACGGGGCAGAGCAUUACAGUGCUGUCGACAACGCAUAUCGUGCCCCAACUCACGUGUGCUAUCAUGGAGGCCGCUGGAGCGGUGACGUGUCUGCGGAUGACGGCGGAGCGGCGGCUUCGUCGGUCGGCUCGCCGGGGUGGGGGUGGGCACAUGGCGGCCAUGAUCCACCGACCGACACGGCACAGCGCUUGCCACACCCUGAGACACACACGCCCGAUGAGUAAAUGAGGUGCUGUGUGCGUGUGUAUGGGAGGGGUCAGGCGGGAUCCUCACCAGGCGACGGCCAGGGUGGCGAGAAUAGCGAAGGCGCCAACGUCAUCGCAAAUAUCGUCGAAGUCAUCAUGGAUGAUGAUGUUACAUCGGGCGGUGGGCGGCUGUGGGUGCUGCGGGGGCUGCGGGGCGGCUGGCUGAGGUGGCUCUUGUGGUUUGUCGGGUGAGGUCUUGUGCUGUCUGUCUUGGCGGCGCUUGAGGAACAGCUGCCGCACACGCCGCCUCUCAAUACCCAACCUGACCCAACCUGAAGGAACACCUUUUGUGAGUGCGCCCGGCUGCUGCCUGCCUCUCUCACACUCACCUGUCCAGGCGUCAUUGUGCGCCUCUCUGCAUGUGUAUGUCUGUAAUGUGUGCCAUCACUGACCUGCAUGAGCCGGUGCCGCAUGAGGAGCGCCGGUGACGACCUCGACCGCCAAAGGGCCACGGCACGGCGGCCCCUGACGCGGCGGCUUCGCCUGCCCCUCCUGGCACACAGCACCCGACAGACCCGAUGGUAUUGUUGUGUUGUCUGUCUGUCUAUCUAUCUAUCUAUCUGUCGCCAUGCGUGUUCCUCACCAGAUAAGGGUGAUGGUAUCUAAGGGGGACAGCCACAU
Molecule: messenger RNA, 1411 nt
Organism: Vitrella brassicaformis
Lineage: Eukaryota; Vitrellaceae
Source: the annotation of a GenBank genome assembly